Centrocercus urophasianus (Greater sage-grouse) is the source of this 3058-nucleotide messenger RNA. RefSeq names its product potassium channel regulator (gene KCNRG). The record is from RefSeq and is a predicted model, not a curated record. Lineage: Eukaryota; Metazoa; Chordata; Aves; Galliformes; Phasianidae. Gene Ontology annotation, cellular component: endoplasmic reticulum. Gene Ontology annotation, biological process: negative regulation of delayed rectifier potassium channel activity; protein homooligomerization. The coding region runs from base 886 to 1716 and encodes 276 amino acids. The transcript is spliced from 2 exons. Gene Ontology annotation, molecular function: protein binding.
CUAUACUACAAAAACAAAUUCAGGGUAAACACCUCGAAUAAAUUCUAGAGGUAAAAAGAAAUCAACUGAUAUUGAUAAGAGAACAAGCUGCAAGGUUCUCUAUACUUUGCAGUUUACUUCUCUAGCCUGGGUUGUCUUGUUUCAUCCAUGUCUCUUUGAAGCCAUGCUUCCUUAAGAUGUGGCUUCGAUGCUGACAGUCAGUGUGGUGAGAAGGCAGCUUGUGUUGUAGGCCUGCAAAGAUGGCAGGAGGAACAGUUUCUCUCCAUCUGUGUCAAUCCAGAUUGUAGUUCUGAGAGGCAGGAAAAAAGAUGGGAUGAUUUGCUUGGAAUGGUGUGUAGGGCCUUGGGAAUAACGAUGUUGGUGGUGUUUUAACAUCGAAGACAUAGGUAUGAUCUUUUAAUGUACUGGGAAUUGAGUUUUAUGGGUGUUACUGGCUUGCUUGUGGGAUAACAGUGGCUUUAAGUGAACUGUAAGCUUGAGUUUGCUGAAGUGCCCUUCUUUAAGAGCAUAUGAUCCUGAAAUAUGUGGCCUGAAGUACAUCUCCCUUUUUCUUACAGUAGUCCUAUGAACAGCAAUAUAUAGAAUAAAAGCAUUCUGUCCACGUUUCCAGGAAAGAAAAGAAAUGGGUGCCAUACUUCGGGGACGUUCCUUGGCCUCUAUCGUGAUUUAAUAUAUUGUGAUGAUCAGUUUGCUGUCUUCCAGUAGUCCUUGCAAGCUUCAAUUCCAAGAAACAAAGUUUCCAAGCAACCAAGCCCUGCAAACAAAAGUAUUGUAUUUGCAUCUUUGUUACCUGGGAGCGCUGCUGCUGCCCCACACGUCGCUCCAGAUGGCCGGUGGGGUAGCAGAGAUCAAGUCACAGACAUACGGAGCGGAGCUGAGGUAGCGAUGAGCGGUCGAGAGGUGGUUGCUGUGAGUGUGGGAGGUGUGAGGUUUGUAACCCGGCCCUGCACCUUGCUGCGGUUCCCCGAGUCCAGGUUAGCACGCAUGUUGGGUGGUGACGACCCGGAGUUUAAACUGGUGAACGGAGAGUUUUUUGUGGACAGAGAUGCCGGUUUGUUCGGUUACAUCAUGGACUUCUUGAGGACUCUUCAGGUCUCUCUGCCUGCUGAUUUUUCAGACUUCCAGAGGCUGCGCAGAGAAGCGGAAUUCUAUGAGCUGUACCCUCUGGCUGAGCUCCUGGGCCAGGAACACCUCCUGAAGCCGAGGCUGGAGAUCUUGGAGGUGCGUUUUUUCCUCCAGGAGAUGCAGGCCUUUUUCCGGAUCUUCGGUUCCUGCAGUAGCACCGUGGAGUCACUGGCUGAGCAGAUCACUGUGCUUACGGGGCAGCUGCCAGGGCAGGGCUGGAGCAGUCCUUUGCCUUCUCAGAAACCACUAAUUCCACUUCCUUUGGAAAGGCCUUCUCAUCACGACAUGGUUUUUCAGUGUGGAACCGACUGCUCUGCUGGUGACCGGUUUGUGGCCAGGUACGUUUCCAUAAAACCUGACAACAGAAUGCUGAUAAAUGGUACUAACGUGCUAGGCCUGCUGAUUGACACGUUGCUCAAAGAUGGAUUUCGCCUCAUAAGCACCAGGACAGUUUCCAGUGACGAAAAAGUGGAAUGCUACAGUUUUGAAAGAACACAGAGGCCUGUAAGCCUUAGCAUUGCUGCAAACCAACACCCAGAGAGCUCUGGGACAGUGCAGGCGAGGAGAAGCCAAGUGCAGAAGGGGAAAUAAUGCAUUUUCCUAUACUCCUGUGAAGGUGGAAGAGGUGGUGUGUGUCAGCACCAGUGGCCUUUCUUUUGUUUGUUUGUUUGCUCAUUUGAAACUGCGGCUAUUGAGGGAAGUAACAAACAAACAACUUGUUAAAAAAGGAGGCGGAAAAAUAAAUGCUUUCCUGCCUUUCCCUGCUCCACCCUCUUUAAUUCUAAAUAAAAGAACCACAGAUUCAAUGCUGUUUUUGUGGACCAGAUUGCAGUACUUUCAAGGGCAGUUUUUGUUUUUCUCUGUGGCUAAAACUUCUGUGACUCACAGAAGAUCAGUCACUCCUUCUAGAAAAUUAUUCCUAUGUUCUGUGCUCUUCAAAUGUGAUCACAUGCAAAGGAGUUUUGUAUGCAUGCAAAAAGGACUGAAGCAGUGUGGAGAAGUGUCUGGAAGAGGAAUGUCAACCUGAAAGACUGGAGGUUGUUUCUGCUUUGGAAACACCAAUUCCUGUAAUGGCAAGGUCACAAGUUAUGCUGCUGUGGGACUGGAGACACGAGAGCAUGGCUUUGUGAAGCCACUGCUGGCGUUCAUGAAAUAAUAAUGUGCCACUGUCUCUUGCAAAAUACUCCUCUGUCCUCUCACCACACUCUGAAGACACUGAGCUGCUCAUUAGUGCUGAGAAUUAAAUGAUAAAGGUCCUCAGAAAAUACUUGUGAUGCAAACAAAGAGUCAGUCAGUUCUUAGAGCCUUAACUGUAAGAACAAAAAUGUGAUGAACAGUCCUUCAGAUGGAAGAAUUGGUGAAAUUUUAAACAAAAUAGCACAAGGUAUCUCUUAGUGCUUGUUAAAUGAAAAGGUAUUCAGGAAGGAGGCUUGGCAGAGGUCGCUUUGGGAAUUUUAACCCUGUACAAUGGUUUGUAAAAGUGCCAGGAUUAUCUCAGGUAUGGGAGAGUUAUCGAGGCUUUAUAGAUGAACCUUUUGUCCUACCUAACAGGCAGAUCAUGGCAGUGUCAAGGAUUCAUUAUUUGAAUCUGAUUUUGUUUCUUGUUGAGAAAACAUGCUACAUCAGCCUGUCUGAAUAAUUAGAUCUGGCUUUCCUUUAGCUUUAAAGAGUGAAUUUCUUUACUGCACUUAGGAAUGGUGAUGGGUGGUGGGGAUCAGUCUUCUGUUUCAUGUUUGUAGCGUUUGCAAUGGAAUGGAUCAUUUCAGACUUCUGGUGCUGCUAUCAGAUGUUUAUUUUCUCUAUGCUACCAUAAAGCAUUUUAGCUUGACACAGGUGUUUGGAGCUUUCCAGGGGUAAAAUAAUGUGAUUGUGGGACGACAUCUCCUAAGCUGCUUGCAGGCUACAUACGUGUAGUAAAUAUUAUGGAACACGC